AUGUUCGUUUACAAGAGAGACGGUCGUAAGGAGCGCGUGCAGUUCGACAAGAUAACUGCCCGCGUCUCGAGAUUAUGCUAUGGCCUCGACCCUGAGCAUGUCGACGCUGCUGCCAUUACACAGAGAGUUAUCUCCGGUGUUUACCAGGGAGUGACUACAGUCGAGCUCGAUAACUUGGCUGCCGAAACUGCUGCAUACAUGACAGUGACCCAUCCAGACUAUGCCAUUCUCGCUGCAAGAAUAGCAGUAUCAAACCUUCACAAACAAACCAAGAAGCAGUUUUCCUCCGUCAUAGAUGAUCUAUACCACUAUGUCAACCCCAAGAAUGGCCGCCCAGCCCCCAUGAUAUCCGAGAAGACUCGCGAGAUUGUCAUGAAACACGCUGAAGAGCUCAACUCAGCUAUUGUCUACGACCGUGACUUCAACUACCAGUAUUUCGGCUUCAAGACACUUGAAAGAUCGUACUUGUUGAGGACCAACGGCAAAGUUGCUGAACGACCACAGCACAUGAUAAUGCGAGUUGCUGUUGGUAUCCACGGUGAGGAUGUUGAAAAAGUAAUUGAAUCAUAUAACCUCAUGUCCCAGAAGUACUUUACCCAUGCUUCUCCCACUCUUUUCAAUGCCGGAACCCCACAGCCACAAAUGGCUUCUUGCUUCCUCAUUGAUAUGAAGGAGGACAGUAUCGAAGGUAUCUACGAUACACUCAAGACUUGUGCUUUAAUCUCAAAGACUGCCGGAGGAAUCGGGCUUAAUGUUCAUCGUAUCCGCGCCACAGGGUCCUACAUUGCAGGGACUAACGGCUCCUCUAACGGUAUCGUGCCAAUGCUUCGUGUCUUUAACAAUACCGCAAGAUAUGUAGACCAAGGUGGCAACAAGCGUCCAGGCGCUUUUGCAAUCUACUUGGAGCCAUGGCAUGCGGAUAUCUUUGAGUUCCUUGACCUUCGCAAAAAUCAUGGAAAGGAAGAAGUCCGCGCUCGUGAUCUCUUCUUAGCCUUGUGGACUCCUGAUUUGUUCAUGAAGCGAGUUGAAAAGAACGGCGAAUGGACUCUCUUCUGCCCCAACGAGGCACCUGGCUUGGCUGAUGUCUACGGAGAAGAGUUCGAGGCUUUAUAUGAAAAAUACGAAAAGGAGGGACGUGGCCGAACCACAAUUAAAGCCCAGAAGUUGUGGUAUGCCAUCCUUGAAGCUCAGACGGAAACCGGAAACCCGUUCAUGCUUUACAAGGAUUCCUGCAACCGAAAGAGCAACCAGAAGAACCUGGGUACUAUCCGAAGCUCCAACCUUUGCACUGAAAUCGUUGAAUACACCGCUCCAGACGAGGUAGCAGUUUGCAACUUGGCAUCCAUCGCCCUUCCUACAUUUGUGGAUGCUGUCCGUGGUGAAUAUGAUUUCGGUAAACUCCAUGAAGUUACCCAGGUUGUUGUCAAGAACUUGAAUCGAAUCAUUGAUGGGAACCACUAUCCCGUUGAGGAGGCCAGACGAAGUAAUUUCCGUCAUCGUCCAAUAGCUGUUGGCGUUCAAGGUCUUGCCGAUGCUUUCCUCGCACUCCGGCUGCCCUUCGACUCACCCGAAGCCAAAUUGCUGAACAUUCAAAUCUUUGAAACCCUUUAUCACGCUGCGUUGACUGCGUCGUGUGAGCUGGCUAAGGCCGAUGGGCCUUACUCUUCUUAUGAAGGCUCCCCGGUUUCUCAGGGAAUUCUUCAGUAUGACAUGUGGAAUGUAACACCAACCGAUCUGUGGGAUUGGGACGCUCUCAAAACCGAGAUCUCUAAGCACGGUGUCCGUAACAGCUUGCUCCUCGCACCCAUGCCGACUGCCAGUACUAGUCAAAUUCUGGGAUUCAACGAGUGCUUCGAACCUUAUACCUCUAACAUUUACUCCCGCCGUGUUCUUGCUGGCGAGUUCCAAGUUGUCAACCCAUGGCUUCUUAAGGACCUAGUUGACCUUGGCUUAUGGUCAGACAACAUGAAGAACCGCAUCAUUGCUGAUGGCGGUUCCAUUCAAAACAUCCCUAAUAUCCCAGCGGAUAUCAAGGCUCUGUAUAAGACUGUUUGGGAGAUCUCCCAGCGCACCAUUGUUCAAAUGGCGGCCGAUCGAGGCGCCUUUAUUGAUCAAUCUCAAUCCCUCAACAUCCAUUUGAAGGAGCCCACCAUGGGAAAGAUUACCAGCAUGCACUUCGCUGGCUGGAAACUCGGCCUCAAGACUGGAAUGUACUAUCUCCGCACAAUGGCUGCAUCUGCUCCAAUUCAGUUCACUGUGGACCAAGAACAGCUCAAGGUUGUCGACACUAAUGUUGCACGCGCUAAUGGAGCGAUGAGGAAACGUGUUGCUGCCGCGGGAUCCACAGGGUCUUAUUCUGCUGUUCCACGCCCAAUGUACGAUGGUACUCAGCAGGCAGUUGCACAGCCCGUUUCUAAGAAAACUACUCCAGAUGAAGAAUCAAAGAUUCCUGCGUCAUCAAGCUCGAAAAUUACCUCCGAAGACAAAUCGCUGGAGACGUCGGGUGAAUCGGCUGAACCAAAAGAAGAAAAGGACGAUGCUCAGACAGAAGCAGACAUUUACUCAGAAAAAGUCCUAGCCUGUAGCAUUGAGAACAAAGAGGAAUGUGUGAUGUGCAGUGGUUAG
Microsporum canis CBS 113480 is the source of this 2625-nucleotide messenger RNA. Its product is annotated as ribonucleoside-diphosphate reductase large subunit. The transcript has 5 exons. The coding region runs from base 1 to 2625 and encodes 874 amino acids. Gene Ontology annotation, molecular function: ATP binding; ribonucleoside-diphosphate reductase activity, thioredoxin disulfide as acceptor. Gene Ontology annotation, biological process: DNA replication; deoxyribonucleotide biosynthetic process. Gene Ontology annotation, cellular component: ribonucleoside-diphosphate reductase complex. Lineage: Eukaryota; Fungi; Ascomycota; Eurotiomycetes; Onygenales; Arthrodermataceae. The record is from RefSeq and is a predicted model, not a curated record.